This is a messenger RNA of Chaetomium fimeti, 747 nucleotides long. RefSeq lists its product as uncharacterized. The coding region runs from base 135 to 653 and encodes 172 amino acids. The record is from RefSeq and is a predicted model, not a curated record. The transcript has a single exon. NCBI's taxonomy places the organism in Eukaryota, Fungi, Ascomycota, Sordariomycetes, Sordariales, Chaetomiaceae.
GGUAUAUAGCAACUGUCAACUCCUCGGUCCUCUCGUCGCUGAAUUCUAGAUCCGUUGUUGCAUCGAUCUAUUUUCGGUAAGUAACCAGCAAAUAUUGGAGUAUCGUUCUUACCUUUUCGGCAACCUCCCUUAAGAUGUCGCCCUCUUUCUUGUUCUUCGCAUCGAUAACCAUCUUCAAGGUCGUUCCCGGAUCUGUUGGUAUACGUGUUAUGGGUGCGAUGUUUUGUGCCCAACCGAGAUGUGCCAUGGCCUGUUCAUCUGGCGGGGCAAUGAUAUAUAUAUAUAUAUAUAUGCGGGCCAUUGAUGCGGGGGUGAUUUUGUGUCACACUCCAAGAAUUCGCACCUCUCUUUUGACCGCAUUUUCAAACCAUCAUCACACAGUGAGUGCGUCGGCCCUGCUUGAUGUCUUUUCGUCGGAGCAGAUAUGGCAACGGACUUUCUGCUUCUCAGCAUUGUGGAUUGUGUGCUCGUGUCUGGUAAGAUCGUACGGCCUUGAGAAAACCGUGUUGCAUGGCUUCCCGGUGCUCGGGUUGAUGCGGUCGCAUUUGUGCGGCUCUCCCGUGGUCAAGUACGAUUCCAUGAGAAAGCGUGUAAUAACUGCCGACUAUCAUUACCCUGGUUUUCAGUUACCCAGUCAUGCAACCCUGAGGUAAGUUAUGUAUGUACGUACACAGAAAGGCCAAUUGGGUAUCUACAGGGGAAUGUAAAAAAUAACAAAAAAGAAAACAGAAGAAAAAAAGAAUUGGA